This is a messenger RNA of Danaus chrysippus (African queen), 3216 nucleotides long. Lineage: Eukaryota; Metazoa; Arthropoda; Insecta; Lepidoptera; Nymphalidae. The record is from the annotation of a GenBank genome assembly.
AUGGAGGACGCUCACACGAAAUCCGUGGACGAAGUCUUAGGAUAUUUUGGUACAGAUCCAGACAAAGGUCUUACUCCGGAUCAGAUUAAAAGAAAUCAGGAGAAAUAUGGACCAAAUGAAUUGCCCGCCGAGGAAGGAAAAAGUAUAUGGCAAUUAGUUCUCGAACAGUUUGAUGACCUUUUAGUGAAGAUUUUGCUGUUAGCCGCUAUUAUUUCAUUCGUGUUAGCUUUAUUUGAAGAACAUGAAGACGCUUUCUCAGCAUUCGUAGAACCUUUUGUUAUUUUAUUAAUUCUUAUCGCUAACGCUGUGGUAGGAGUAUGGCAGGAAAGGAACGCAGAAUCCGCCAUCGAAGCUUUAAAAGAAUACGAACCGGAAAUGGGUAAGGUUGUAAGAGGCGACAAAUCCGGAGUCCAAAAGAUCCGUGCUAAGGAGAUCGUCCCCGGUGACAUCGUGGAGGUGUCCGUCGGUGACAAAAUCCCAGCUGACAUCCGUCUGAUCAAGAUCUACUCUACGACCAUCCGUAUCGACCAGUCCAUCCUGACCGGCGAGUCGGUGUCCGUCAUCAAACACACCGACGCCAUCCCCGACCCGCGCGCCGUCAACCAGGACAAGAAAAACAUUCUCUUCUCCGGUACCAACGUCGCCGCUGGUAAAGCCCGUGGCAUCGUCAUCGGAACCGGUCUCAACACUGCCAUCGGUAAGAUCCGUACUGAAAUGUCCGAGACUGAGGAGAUCAAGACCCCUCUGCAACAGAAACUCGAUGAAUUCGGUGAGCAGCUCUCUAAGGUGAUCUCCGUCAUCUGCGUCGCCGUCUGGGCUAUCAACAUCGGCCACUUCAACGACCCCGCCCACGGUGGAAGCUGGAUCAAGGGUGCCGUAUACUAUUUCAAGAUCGCCGUGGCUCUGGCUGUAGCUGCCAUCCCUGAAGGUUUGCCCGCUGUCAUCACCACCUGUCUGGCCCUCGGUACUAGGAGGAUGGCUAAGAAGAACGCUAUCGUCAGGUCUCUGCCCUCAGUCGAGACCCUCGGUUGUACCUCAGUUAUUUGCUCAGACAAGACCGGAACUCUCACCACCAACCAAAUGUCCGUCUCUCGCAUGUUCAUCUUCGAGAAGGUUGAAGGUGGCGACAGCAGCUUCUUGGAAUUCGAAAUCACUGGCUCUACAUACGAACCCAUCGGUGAUGUGUACUUGAAGGGACAGAAAGUAAAGGCCUCCGAAUUCGAUGCUCUCCAUGAACUGGGUACCAUUUGCGUUAUGUGCAAUGACUCCGCUAUCGAUUUCAACGAAUUCAAACAGGCUUUCGAAAAGGUCGGUGAAGCUACUGAAACAGCUCUUAUCGUGCUCGCUGAAAAAAUGAAUCCUUUCAAUGUCUCUAAGACUGGUCUCGAUCGCCGUUCAUCCGCUAUCGUCGUCCGCCAAGAAGUUGAAACUAAAUGGAAGAAGGAAUUCACCCUCGAGUUCUCCCGUGACAGGAAAUCCAUGUCGACUUACUGCACACCUCUGAAACCCUCCCGCCUCGGAAACGGACCUAAACUUUUCGUUAAGGGCGCCCCAGAAGGAGUCUUGGAACGUUGUACCCACGCUCGUGUUGGAACCGCCAAAGUCCCUCUUAGCUCCACCCUUAAGAAUCGCAUUCUCGAGCUCACCCGUUCAUACGGUACCGGUCGUGACACCCUGCGUUGCUUAGCUUUGGCCACCGCCGACAACCCAAUGAAACCCGACGAAAUGGACCUCGGAGACUCCACCAAAUUCUACACCUACGAAGUUAACCUAACCUUUGUCGGAGUCGUGGGCAUGUUGGACCCUCCUCGUAAAGAAGUAUUCGAUUCCAUCGUCCGCUGCCGCGCCGCCGGUAUCCGCGUCAUUGUCAUCACCGGUGACAACAAGGCCACAGCUGAAGCUAUCUGCAGACGUAUUGGUGUAUUCAAAGAGGAUGAGGACACCACUGGCAAGUCUUACUCUGGACGUGAAUUCGACGAUCUGCCCGUGGCUGAACAACGCCAGGCCUGCGCUAGAGCACGUCUGUUCUCUAGAGUGGAACCCGCUCACAAGUCCAAGAUCGUUGAAUACCUGCAAAGCAUGAACGAAAUCUCCGCUAUGACUGGUGAUGGUGUAAAUGACGCCCCUGCCCUCAAGAAAGCCGAAAUCGGUAUUGCCAUGGGUUCUGGUACCGCCGUAGCCAAGUCCGCCGCUGAGAUGGUGCUCGCCGACGACAACUUCUCAUCCAUCGUCGCUGCUGUUGAAGAAGGUCGUGCUAUCUACAACAACAUGAAGCAGUUCAUCCGUUACCUGAUCUCAUCUAACAUCGGUGAGGUGGUGUCUAUCUUCUUGACGGCUGCUCUGGGUCUGCCCGAGGCUUUGAUUCCCGUACAACUGUUGUGGGUCAACUUGGUCACUGAUGGUUUACCCGCCACCGCCCUUGGUUUCAAUCCACCUGAUCUUGACAUUAUGGACAAACCACCCCGCAAGGCUGACGAGGGUCUUAUCUCUGGAUGGCUGUUCUUCAGAUACAUGGCUAUCGGUGGCUACGUCGGUAUGGCGACCGUAGGAGCAGCUUCCUGGUGGUUCAUGUACUCGCCCUUCGGACCUCAGAUGACCUACUGGCAACUCACACACCACUUGCAAUGCAUCAACAGCCCCGAAGACUUCAAGGGUAUCGACUGCAAGAUCUUCACAGACCCUCACCCCAUGACCAUGGCUCUCUCAGUAUUGGUAACCAUCGAGAUGUUGAACGCCAUGAACUCGUUGUCUGAGAAACCAGUCGCUCGUCACCAUGCCCCCAUGGUCCAACAUGUGGUUGGUCGGCUCUAUGGCGCUGUCUUUCACGCUCCACUUCGUCAUUCUGUAUGUGGAGGUGCUGUCGGCCGUGUUCCAAGUGACGCCCCUGUCCGUGGACGAGUGGGUGACGGUGAUGAAGUUCUCGGUGCCGGUCGUGUUGCUGGACGAGGUCCUCAAGUUCGUCGCCCGCAAGAUCUCCGACGUGGUAAACGCCACCUAGUCAUAGUUCCUCGUCCGCUUCUCUCUGCUACUACUGUUUCUCAUCUAUCUGUUUACCGUCGCGGAGUGUCGUGUGCCGUGUGCCGCUGUAGGCUAUCCAGUAUAGUAGGGCUCGGGACGGAGGCGAUCCGGCGACGUGGCGACCACGCGACGACGACGGAGCGGGGCCGCCCCCACCACCUGCUCACCUGCGCUUCUUCAGAGAGGACAUGUUCAUAA